Cyprinus carpio (common carp) is the source of this 2045-nucleotide messenger RNA. RefSeq names its product polyisoprenoid diphosphate/phosphate phosphohydrolase PLPP6 (gene plpp6). Gene Ontology annotation, molecular function: sphingosine-1-phosphate phosphatase activity. The record is from RefSeq and is a predicted model, not a curated record. NCBI's taxonomy places the organism in Eukaryota, Metazoa, Chordata, Actinopteri, Cypriniformes, Cyprinidae.
CAGAGCGCUGCUUGUCAAAGAUGGCGCUGCACUGUAGUCCAGUAAGACCAGUUCUCUGUUGUCGCCUGUAAAACUAUAAGCUGAAAAAGACAGAUCCGAAAGCUUGAUUAUAACACAGAAGACAUUCCAGUAAUAUCGGACUAGCCUGUCUUGGCAUUAGUGAAGUAAUGCCUUCUCCUAAAGCGCGCAGUGCUCCGAGCGCCGGUGGAGCCGAGCGCUACGAGUUCAUCUCUCUGAGCCGGACUCCCCCGCCGCACCUGCUGCAGAGGCAGGGCUCCGAUCCUACCGCGGCCCGGCUCCGAGCCUCCGAGAGCCCCAGCCGGCGACGCGGCUCGGGUUCGUCCAGCUCCUCCACCGGCGGGCAGCAGUUACCGGAGGAGGACUGUAUGAAACUGAACCCGUCCGUCAUUGGGAUCGCGCUCAGCUCUCUGCUGGCCAUCGACCUGUGGCUGUCGAAGCGGCUCGGGGUCUGCGCCCGGGAGGACGCGUCUUGGGGCAGCGUGCGGCCGCUCAUGAAGCUCGUCGAGAUCUCCGGACACGGGAUCCCGUGGCUGGCCGGUGCUGCAUACUCCCUGUACAAGAGCGACAGCGCCGCGGGUCAGGAGGUCAUGCUGAACCUGCUCAUGGCCUUGGUUCUGGACCUGGUCCUGGUCGGCACGAUGAAAGCUGUAGUACGACGGCGACGUCCUGCCCAUAACCGUAUGGACAUGUUUGCCACGUUCUCUGUGGAUGGCUAUUCCUUCCCAUCAGGCCAUGCCACACGUGCUGCAAUGUGUGCCCGCUUUCUAUUGGCCCAUCUGGUGCUGGCGGCCCCACUCCGCGUUCUUGUCCUGCUCUGGGCCACAUUUGUUGGUUUUUCUAGAGUUCUCCUCGGACGCCAUCACGUGACGGAUGUCGCAUUUGGUUUCCUCAUGGGCUACUGGCAGUAUAAUUUGGUUGAGAUGCUCUGGUUGUCUCCAGUCAUGUUGCAAAGCACGUUUGGACAGCUUCAAUGAGAAGCUAAGACUGAGGUCCCCAUUAUUUGAGGAUCUAGACACAUUUGUUUGCUGCCAGUAUGCUGGUAAUAAUUCCAUAAUCUCUGUCAAGUUGCUUUAUGUGAGUUUAUCACAUUUUCUAGAAUGUAAAGUCACAUAUCAUCUGCCUGUAAUAUCCAAGGUUUUAGGUUCACAUUAGAUCAUAUUGAACAGGUAAAUGAGUUUAAGUGUAAACAGACUUCAGAAGUUAUUUCUCUACUUCUUCUGUCAGUACUGUGAUAGAUUAUUCCAGUCUUAAUGAAUCAGCUGCAAUCCUGUUCUGCUCUUUUGAGGAUUGGUCCUUAUCAAAGGAGGAUGGAUGGGGCGACCUCUGGCUUCUAACAUCAAUGUUCUUGUUUACAGAAUAAAACCUCACCUUAUAAUAAUGUGAUACUACAUUAUUAUAACGCCUGCAACACUAGGCAUCAUUUUGAAGAUUUUGCUUCCAUUUUAAUUAAAAACUAGCAGGAUCUCUAAUUAAUAUGAAAAGCUCUUCAUGAAUGAAUAUUUAAUUAAACAAAGGAAGAGGAUUUGAAAUGAGGGUAAAUUUCAGCGCAGAUCUAAUACCUUUAGGGUAUGCGGUGUCCUCAAUAGACAUUCACAAGGGAGAAGUUCUGUUAUCUUUGAAGGGUUCAUUACACUGAUAUCUAUCCUCUGAAAAAGUCUUUUCUGUGUGUUUUAAAGAUCUCUUCUGUGUUUGUGCCUCAAAAGAGUGAAAUUGUUUAUUUUUCUGUGCUUUUAUUGUGACCGCGUUAACCACUGUUAAAUUUUAUUGCACUUUUUGACGCAGUCUUAUUGGUCUAUAGACGUUUGCUGUAUUUUGCUAUGGUCUUAUUCAAAUUUGCUGGUUUUUAAUUGGGUUAAAGCCACAGCUGUAGAGCCAUAAAUCACAUGAUAUGCUGCAAAUUGUUGCCAUAUAUCACAGGGGAACCUGUCAUAAUGACCAUUUGGUAGCAUUAAGCAGGAGUAAAUUGCACCAACAAUUUUUGUGUUAGUGGAGGAAGAUGUUGAAAUUUUCAAAUAAUUAUCUUU